AUGAUGAGCAGCGCCUCCACAAGGCGUGGUGGGGCGCCAGCGACAUCUCGCGCCGGACAUCCUGCGAGGUCCAACACCAGCGGCAACGCGAACACUAGCGGGGAGCGACCCCAGCGUCCCCGCGCGCCAGGGCACGUGGAGAAGACGACCUCACGAGCAGGCACGGCGCCCCAGGCCGAGGAGCCAGAGAAAGUCAAGUACACGGUGAUCAUCACGAACGUUGAAAACGACUUUGGCAAGUUGCACAAAGCCUGCCUGCCCUACUACUGCGGCCUGCGUAGCGACUACGAGGAAACGCUGGAUGUGGAGCGGCUUAUUCACGAGGGCGGACCGCAGUCGCGGCGCCUGAUCGGUGCGGUGCGUGGUUGCAGCUACGCGGUUCGCUGCCGCACCGAGACCCGCUCAGCCGAAAUUAGCCUCUACGGGCCGGCCAACGCCGACUUCUCACCGAUGCAGCUAAACAAAACCUCUCGGCGGCCGCCAACGCCAGCGGGAAGCGCCAAGUCAGUGGCGGCGCCGACAUCCUCCUCGUCAGCGAAGCCAGGGCCAAAGAAGGCAACUGUCCCUGCCGAGGAUAUGUCGGAGGGGGCGGCGGUGGCGAACGUCGGCGCAGUUGAGCAGCUGGCCCUGCGACUGCGGCAGCAGCACUACUUCGAGGAAAAAGUGCCCGUGAGGGUGCACCUUCCUGGACGAACAGCAGACGAAGUACUGGUGCGCGUCAAAAAGGGUCCUGCUCCGAGCGGCACGGACGGCUUGGGUGACACUACUGUAAAGAGCGAGGAGCGUGUAGAAGCACAAGAAGAUGCGGACGUGCACGGCAGCGGCGUCACUCCGCUGGUGUUGCCUGCCUCUGGUGAGAAGCGGCAGCGCGUCUACGCAGAGGACAACAACAAUGACGCCUCAUCUCCUCAGCGAGUGAAAAGGGAGGCGCCUGAGGACGACGAGGGGCGCAGGGACGAGGAUGACGCCACGGCACACAAAAAUGGUGAGACGGCAGCAGACGAUGUGAAUCAAAGUACCAACUGCAGUGGCAGGUGGUCCAAGCAGCUGAAGAAGUCGGUGCCCGCCACAAUCAUUACGCAAUUCCCGCGUCGCCAGAAGGAUUUCGUGACGGCGGUGGCGGCGCUCUCGUGCCGGGUACCGCUGCAGCGCGUGCGCAGCUGUCUGCGCGACCUUCCCGGCUACCUGUCCUGUUGGUGUCUCUAUGAGCAACACCUCCGCGUCGUCUUCCGCGACGCCGAGUCGCUCUUCAAGGCGAAGCAGCUGCUGGACCAGUUCGAGCUGGAGCCCGGCCUGCGUGUUUCUCUCAUCUUCUCCGACCCGCUCUCCCGCGCCAACACCGAGUUUGUGCGCGCGCAGGAGAUGGAAAACGCGAGCGAGUAA
Molecule: messenger RNA, 1383 nt
Organism: Leishmania braziliensis MHOM/BR/75/M2904
Lineage: Eukaryota; Euglenozoa; Kinetoplastea; Trypanosomatida; Trypanosomatidae
Exons: 1
Coding region: 1-1383 (460 amino acids)
Source: RefSeq, a predicted model, not a curated record